GGCACGCACGGACGGCGGGUGACGCCAGGACACCUUCUUUCUUUCUUCCUUCCUUCUCCCUUUCUUCCACGAAUCCGAUCCAAUCUCCUAUCCGUCCCCUCGUAGAUCCGAUCAACUGCGAGGUUCGGAUUUGAGGGAGGGGAAGGAUGGGGGCGUGGAUGUCCCGGGUGUGGUUUCUCAUGUUCCCGGCCAAGGAGUACAAGAUCGUGGUCGUGGGGCUCGACAACGCCGGGAAGACCACCACGCUAUACAAGCUCCACCUCGGCGAGGCGGUCACCGCCGCGCCCACCAUCGGCAGUAACGUCGAGGAGGUCGUCUUCAAGAAUAUACGCUUCGAGGUGUGGGAUCUAGGAGGACAAGAGAGCCUACGCACUUCAUGGGCGACAUACUAUAGAGGAACUCACGCUGUCAUCGUGGUAAUCGACAGCACCGACCGUUCUCGGAUCAACAUCAUUAAGGAUGAGCUCUUCCGGUUGAUUCAGCAUGCAGACCUUGACAACACGGCGGUCCUCGUGUUUGCGAACAAGCAGGAUCUCAAGGAUGCCAUGUCGGCGGCUGAGAUCACGGACGCCCUGUCCCUCCACAGCAUAAAGAACCGCGACUGGCACAUACAGGCCUCGUGCGCCCUCACUGGUGAGGGCCUCUAUGAUGGGAUGGGCUGGAUAGCUCAGAAAGUUGCCGGAAAGGCCACGGCAAGCUGACCACAAAAACAUUGUGUGUUUUCGUGAAUUUGUUGGAAGAAGGGAGGCAGGAUGGGUUUGUUGUUCCUGCCAUUUCGGUGUUUAUUUAUAUUGUUGCAUAUGUGAGAACUGUGUAUCCUCAAAAAAAGAAGUGAGAACUGUGUGUACUCCCACCGAUCUGAAUGUAAAAAGGCGAAUUUCCAAGCCA
Molecule: messenger RNA, 888 nt
Organism: Hordeum vulgare subsp. vulgare (domesticated barley)
Lineage: Eukaryota; Viridiplantae; Streptophyta; Magnoliopsida; Poales; Poaceae
Product: ADP-ribosylation factor-like protein 5
Exons: 2
Coding region: 147-701 (184 amino acids)
Biological process (GO): protein localization to Golgi membrane; vesicle-mediated transport; intracellular protein transport
Cellular component (GO): cytoplasm; trans-Golgi network
Molecular function (GO): GTPase activity; GTP binding
Source: RefSeq, a predicted model, not a curated record